CCUUCAAUCAUGCCUGUAUCACAAGCACACAAAGUCCCUCGAAGGGAACCCGCGCAAUGGCUCGCCAUUUAUUGAGCUGGGCAGAGCGAGGAUUGCAAAAAGGUCUGGAGGAGCCUCAUCUUCAGACCACCGUCUUCAUCGAUGCAAUCGGUCGCUCCUCGCGCAUCCUCACAGCAGUCUCCCCAUUCUUGGUGAGCAUUGCUCGACUGCGCUUUUGGCUUCACGGGAGAAGCUUCCAAGCUGAUGGCACUCCAGAGCUCGUCCGCAACUGGAACACUUCUGAGGAGUUCCUGCAGGGAGCUGAGCAGGCGUAUCGGCAUGUCAUAUUGGCCACCACCAAGCCUGCGUGGGAGUCGGAUGUGGACCUUUCCCGCGUCAGACCAUGGCUGGAGGAGCAGCAGGCAUUGAAGAGCCGGGAUUUUCCGGGCUCCGACGGCUUGAAGCUGACAAAGUUGUUGGUGCAGUUUCAAAGUUUGGCCGGACCACGCAGUCUGGAAGCAUUGCAGGAAAUUCGGGAUAUCACAAGGUUAAACAAAGAAGAGCUCAAAGACAAGCUAGAGCAGGACCUUCUGUCUGAAACAAAACUGAAGUUGGACAUCCUUGCGAUCGCCGAAGCUCGAUGCUUUGAUGGCAAGCGACGGCCGCAACAAUGUGGGCGGUCGGCCGAACGGGCCGAAUUUCAUCACACGUGUGUCGGGCGAAAUUCUCGUCGGCCGAGUUUCACAUCAGUGUCGGCCGAUGAUGUCGCUGAAAAGCAAAAAUCAACCCUGAGAACAUCCUCCGUUGUCUACAAAAGAGCGCCGUGCGGAUCGACUUCUGUUGGAGUCCAGCUUCGAUUUGCGAGAAGGAAUUACCUCGGACUUCACGGUUGCAGAGGUUGAGACGCUGUUGCGCGACACCGCGGAGAACUUUGAAGAGUAGGGAGAGCCUCGUAGGCCAAAGUCAGCGUGCUUCACAAAGAGCUGAUUGGAGCCGCGCUGGGCAAAA
This is a messenger RNA of Effrenium voratum, 987 nucleotides long. NCBI's taxonomy places the organism in Eukaryota, Dinophyceae, Suessiales, Symbiodiniaceae. The record is from the annotation of a GenBank genome assembly.